ACCUGAAAUCACAGCUGACUGCAGGAGAGAGGAGAACCAUUUUAAAGUUUGGCUGCAGCACGAUGAUUGGCUGCUGGAGGUUGAGGUGAAAUGUAAUAGGUUGAAGAGAACUGCAGCUGCGGAAUGAAUUCAUAUAUACCCAUCAGUCUUCCUGAAAUAACUUGCGCUGAGCUUCAUAUAAUCAUGGGUGCAUGGAUCUGAUGUUGUUGUUCUAUUACUGCUCUCACAUGUGACAAGUGAUCAGUGACAAGUUUUCCUUUUGGAAUUUAGUUGUGUUUCGACUUAUCUCUUUGGCAAAAGUUGCAAAUAGACAGUGUUCCCGACGAAGGACAGGAGACAGCUGUUGCUAUUAAUAACCUCAACCCUCUUACCCACCACGCGACCCCUCUGCCUCACAACAGCUAGCCUGGGUUUCGGCAACAGAGGAAAUAACAAAGCAGCAGCCACAGAAGAGUCUAAACAGUGACCUGCAGAGCUGUUAGACUGCAGCUCUCAACAACAACCACGACUCUGACGAAACAAACGGGGAUAAAAACCGGGAACCAUGAAGACACUGCGGUUUAUUGCUGCUGAGGGCUUCGUGCAGAGUGGUCCCAGUGCUCUGGAGAACCUAAACUGCAUGUCUUUCAACCUCUACCCGCUCCUCUUCAAGGCCUGUUAUCUGCUGGAGCAGGCGGACGUGCUGCGUGCUUUGGUGCAGACAUGGCCUCUUCCUGUGCUCGAUUUACAGAGGCUGCUUGGAGCCACAGCCGACUGUCAGACGGACCUCACCUCCCGCACCUGCCGCCUCUGUCUGGAGGCCAUUAUAACUGGCUUAAAGGAUUAUGUGCUGUCUCCUCCAAGAACCUACGCCAAGAACCUGCGUGUGGUGGACCUGACAGGCCUGAGGGAUGUGGAGCACCACACCUGCCCCUGCCGGUCCACCCUGGGUCGAUGGGGAAGAACCAAGCUCCUGACACAAGUGUGCUUCGAGACCAUGGUGACCAUGCAAGCCAGCGAAGUGCCACAAUCUGCCUUUGAAACCUCUAUUGAGGUCCGUCUGAACGGCUUUGUCACGGGCCGCAGCUAUGAGCUGGUGGCUCAGGCCUUCCUCGUCCUCCGCUACUGUCCUCUGAAGAUGCGCUUUGUUAGUUUUCGGGCUGACACCCUCACUCUCAAGCAGCUGUUUUAUGUUCUUCGCCUGGCAGAACCUGACAGCAUUGAAAAGCUGGAGAUAGUCCACAAUGUUCCCCUGCAGGCUGCACACUUGGAAGUGCUGCUGUCCAAGGUGGAACUUUCCAGAUUGCAGUCUUUGACCCUUCCGGCCGGGGCGUUGGAUGUCAGGAGGUUGGGCCCUGAUGAGGACGACAUCAUGUCCAUCAUCGGGAAUCUGCUGGCCCAACUGAGCAGCCUGACCGAGCUCUAUGUUGGCUUCUCCACUCUAACUGGACACAUACGCAGACUGCUUAAUCCUCUCAACACACCGCUGCAGUGCUUGGAUGUGGCCAACUGCUACCUGAACCGUGUGGACAUGACCUAUCUGUCCAACAGCCUCCACAGCGAGUUCCUGGUCAGCCUGGACAUCAGCGGACACGACAUCUUCAGCUCUUUCUACUCCUGUUUCGACAAACUGCUCGGCCGCUGCUCAGCCACAUUGACCAGCCUGGCCGUAGAAGAGUGCAACAUCGAGGACGAGCACAUGGACGACUUCAUUCACACUCUGGCUCGCUGUCAGAUGCUGGAGGAGCUCAGACUCCUGGGAAACCCUCUGACCUCUGCAGCCCUGUACAGGUUAUUCUCCAUGCUAUCUGCAGGCUUUCCUAACUUAAAAUACAUCGAGGUACCAGUUCCCAGAGAGUGCUACUCAGAGGAUGUCACAUACCCUCUGGAGGAUUCAGACCUCCUGGUGUACAACAACGAGUUGUUUCAGGAAGUCAAUGCCCAGCUGAUGGGGAUCCUGGAAGGAGCAGGGAGAGGGAGUGUGGAGGUGUGCACCCCUCUCAUGGGGGCGUACGACCCAGAUAUUAACGAAACCAGCAACGAGUUGGGAGUGUCCAUGCUGCAGUCUUAUAACAACGUCCUUGGGGACUUUAUUAGUAGCAUAACUGAAGUGGACAACAGGAGAUCACAGGCUCAGAAAAAUGCUGAAUAGAUUUGACUGUGGAGAGGUCAAGUAUACAGCAAAGGGAUAUGAACUCAGAUUGUUGAGAUUAAUCUAGACAUUGUGGAAAGCAGAUCAGAGUCUUUAACCAUUGCAGAAAUAACUUGUUGACAAUGAUCGAAAAUCACAGAAACGUCUUCAUUGUAACUAGUAAACUAUUAUUAAGCUAUACUAUAUUUACCGCGUUUUAUAUCUUUUAGGGUGCAGGUGGGGACGUAUUUAAGUUUCAGAGGAAAAAAACACGAUUGGAAUACAAGUUUUUUUAUGUACUUUACAAGAAAAAAAAUGUAUUAAAAUUAUUGAUCUGUCCUUUGUUUUUUUAUGUUAAAAAAAUGGUAAUAUCAGUUAGAUUUGGUUAGGUCAGAGUUGAGAAACAUAAAACAUCCAUGUUUACGCUCUAAAUCAAAGCCUUCCUGACACUGGUGCAAACUUUCGUCACUGUUCCUAUUCAUGAGUGAAGGGAAAACCCGAGUACAGAUAUACUAGACUUGAUUUAUUAACACCAUAUACAGGGUUUCAAGUCUAGAAGUCAUCUCAACAGAAGAUCAUUGUUUUCUUCUCAGCACUUCCUAUAGUCUGUAUGCCAAACAUAUGUGCAGAGCAGAUAGAUGUGGCUGCUGUAACGGUUGUGGUAGAUACUUGAAGUUUGUCUAGGAUUCUUUCUAAACUGUAUUUAUCAUGUCUAUAUUUGUGUUUUAAUGCUGUAUAUAACUGGAUUUGCUAAUGUGAACAGCAUAACUUUGCAACAAUCAGAAAAGUAUGCUUGUAAUGGUUUCCCUUUGUCAUACCAAUAAAUCAAACCUCCAAAUAC
This is a messenger RNA of Trematomus bernacchii (emerald rockcod), 2951 nucleotides long. It is a transcript of the gene lrrc14b, whose product is annotated as leucine rich repeat containing 14B. NCBI's taxonomy places the organism in Eukaryota, Metazoa, Chordata, Actinopteri, Perciformes, Nototheniidae. The coding region runs from base 545 to 2131 and encodes 528 amino acids. The transcript is spliced from 3 exons. Gene Ontology annotation, cellular component: cytoplasm. Gene Ontology annotation, biological process: negative regulation of cell differentiation; negative regulation of apoptotic process; negative regulation of DNA-templated transcription. The record is from RefSeq and is a predicted model, not a curated record.